This is a messenger RNA of Bemisia tabaci, 6794 nucleotides long. RefSeq lists its product as uncharacterized. NCBI's taxonomy places the organism in Eukaryota, Metazoa, Arthropoda, Insecta, Hemiptera, Aleyrodidae. The record is from RefSeq and is a predicted model, not a curated record.
GUUGGCACUCUCUCAUAUCAGAAAAAUGGAAGAAAAGCCAAAUGGUCCUCAGCCUGGACCAACUGAAGCUCAAAAGGACAUGGUGUGGAGUGGUGACUCUGAUUUGUUGGAAGAGUGGAACUUUGUUGUCCACACAAAUAAGCUCAAUGCUACGGAGGAAACAGCCAGCGACGGAGAAAGUGUGGAAAUUCUCUCCAGAGAAAAAAUAGGAGACCCAGCUGUAGAAGCAGAGGAGCAUCGGAUUACUGACGAAUCGAAUGAUGGUGAUCAGAUUGAUAGUGACAAUGAGUCGAAUGCUGAUGAUGAAGAAGGUGACGAAAAUCUCCGUGAUGAGGAUGAGGAAUGUAAUAAUGCCAAUGCUGAUGAUGACCAAACAGGAGAGUCAUCCACUCAAAUUGUUCCUACCGGUAUUUUCCCAGAAGAAAACCUGAUUCCCACCCAUCCUAUGGAAACUGCUCUUGACACUGUCUCAGCCAGAUCUGAGUGGGAACUGGAAAGAAGAAUCAUUCUCGUUUCUGGACUAGUUAUUUUCAUUGGAUGGCUCCUUUUAUUCUUUCCUGUUCGAUCCCAAGAGAACAUUGACAAAAUUAAGCUUGAAAAUGAUUUGAAAUGGCAAGCAAUGAAUGAAAAAUACUCCAGUCUUAUGCAAGAACUAGCCAUUUACAAAAUGAAGUCUCAGUUGAUAGACUCAUCUUUGAAUGAUUUGAAGACUCUUCAAAAAGGUGGGAAAGCUGCUAGCUGUCAAUUUGAUGAUGAAAAAUGGCAACAGAUGCAUGAAAAAUACCUGAAACUAGAGAAAGAUUUGACCCUAUUCAAAGAAAAGUCUGACCCCCUGGAUGAUGUGAAAAACAGCGUCAGAAAUCGUAUGAAGCAUCCCGAUUCAAGCUUUUCUCCUACUAGUAGGAACAAAAAAUCAGAUUGCGGCUCCGACAAGUCAAGUUACUGUAUCAAAGAUGGAGAAGAUGUUCCGCAGCACUCCGAAAUACUGAGACUCAUCAAACAGCUUGACUCCAGACCAGAGCUUGAAAAGUCCUCUCAUGAAGUAGGUGAAGAACCAGAGUUCUUUGAUCUCAGGGGGAAAUUUUUUAACAUUAAACGUGCUUUUGAAAUCUCAGAUUCAAAAUCUUUUGAAGAAGAUUUUGAAAAAUUGUAUGAAGUUUUAUCUGUUGACAAAGAUGAUUUCAUCGGCAUAGAUCUGAAUUUAAUUACUAGAUACAAUGAAGAGCUUUACGAAAGUUUCCUGGCAUUGAUGGAUGUAAGUGAAAAAUUUACAAAGUAUCUGAAGAACACGGACCCUAGAUUCGCUAAUGACUUUGAUGACCUGGCUCGUAUCUCGUACGAGUAUAUUUUAAGUAAUUUGCAAAAGUCCAACUAUAACAUUGCAAAAUUGGUAAAUAAUUAUGAUCAUUUUGCCAAAGCUGUCUCCAUUGAUAUUAGUUAUUCCUCCAGGAGGUUCGGUCAGAAACGACUGAAAAAAGAAAGAGAGUGGAAGUCAAAGAAUGGAGGGUCUAAAGAAAGUUUUGACGAUAACUACAAGAGAAAGUCUAAAGAUAAAGAAGAAUCAUUCCAUAUAAAUCCUGAGUUCUUAACUAAAUUGUCCAACGAAGUAUUAGAAAACUUUCAUCGAGUCUCUAUAUUGAAUGAAAAAAUUAGGGAGCUUUUGGAAAAAAUCCCGCAGUCUGUUAAAGAUGCCGAUAACUAUGUCCAAAUUGUCAGUGACCGCAUUCGGAUUAAUUUAAAUGAUGCGGAUAUUGUUUUGUCACGCUUCAUAAGUUCAUUUGACAGCCUGUUGAAGAAGGGUAAAACUGACGAUUCUGUCAAAAACAACUACAGAAAAGACUACAAGGAAAAAGAAGAUUUUAAAGUUCAUAAGAAAAGAAGCUCGCAGGAAUCUUUCCAUAAUGAGCAAGAAAACUUGAAAGUUUACAAGAAAAAAAGUUCUCCAGAAGCCUCUUAUAACCAUCCUAAGUAUGAAAAUAGGUUUAAUCAAAGGAGAGACAGUCAUCAACAUGAAGGGAAUGAGGGAAGCAGUGAAAGUAGUGAAGAUCAAGAAGAGAAACUGAGAGAAAGCUAUGAGCAAAAUGAUGGUAAUGUUUUCAAGUUCAUUAAGUCAAAAAUAAAUAACUAUCAAAAAUUUUUUACCGAUAAGGCGGCUAAUUUUAACAAAAAACUGAAAAACCACACAAUGCGGGUGAAAGAAAAGUUCCAGAAAAAAUUCAAAUCUGUUUUGGACUUUGAAAAGGCAAAGAAGUUGAACGAAAAGAUAAUGAGCCAUGGGUCAAAAAUAAAAAACAAGCUGACACAGAAAUUCGAUUCUUUGUGGGAUUCUGUCUCAAAAAAAUUGAAGAACGCAACUAACAUGGCCGUCGCAUCAAGUGAGUGGUUGUUCGACUUUGGAGACGACCGAGAUAAGCAAGACUCAGCAGAGAGUAAAGAGGAGGCAAAUGUUGAUCUGAAUAAUAACAACUGGAUGUUCAAGAGAGCAGAGUUCCGCAAUUCCAAGCGGGAGGACACAGCAUAUUGGUAUUUCAGGCGAGGCAACGCUCGCAGACGUAAUGUCGAGAAAUACAAGGAACUAUGAUGACUGAGGGUUGAUGCACAGUAAAGCUAAAGAUUAGAUCAGUCUCAAAACUGUAUUUCUUUCUUCCUGAAGACCAUCAAUGUUCAACUCUCUUUAUGUUCUGAUCCUUUCCUCUAUCUUCAAAACUGAAAUUUCUUUAGUGCUCCGCAGUUUUAGUCUCCGUCAACUUAAUAUUGCCACAAGUACAGAAGCCGUGAAAGCAUGGUGUCUUGAGCCCCAAAUUAUCAAAAUUCCUCUAAGUAUAAAAACAUUUAUGGGAAAAUCAGGGAACCAGUUUUAAGAAGGGAGAUGUUUUUUUCUCUCCACUCCUAAUCGAUUUUGCUUCUCAAAGCAAUCCACAUCUAAUCAGCACUAUGAAAUUAGCCAGAAGGUGUCAAAAGUAACAUUUCAGCUUUGAAAUCCAAAAAAAUUUAAGAAAUUCUCCAUGAGGAUCCAAGAUAAUGUGGAAAGAAACUUUGGAUUUUCAUUGGGAAAUCUGCCGCCGAAAAUCACUGAUCAAAUAAAAAUGAAAAAAUCUAAGAAUAUCAGACACCAUGCUUGAAGGGUAGUAUAGCUGUAGAAGUUCAAUACUUAUCAUAUGCACUUUCUCAGAGGUUGUUUUCAACCGAUAAAAUCGUCAGUACCCCUCUGAAACGAGGAAGCCUAAGCAUAUCCAAGGGUCCCAAAUUCAAGUGGGUCACAAGAAUACAAAGUGAUGAGGUCGGAGGUACUAACCUCCUAAUCGAAAGUGACUGAAUCCCCUCCCAAUCCUCGUUCUUUACUGUCCCUUCGGGCAAGUUGCUCAAAAAUUGAAGAGAAUCGAUUAUACCCUCAUCUAACCCUCUUGAAUUAGCAGUACCUUUGAAUGAUGCAAAAAAGUUUAGUUUACCUGAUACGAUAAUUGAUUAGUGAAAGCUUUUAAUGAAUCUCAAAAUCUUACAAGAAACAAGAAGUAUUUUAUUGUAGAAACUCGCUGUAAGGACCAUUGCACGUCUAUCGAGCUCAAUUGUCCAUCUUGCAACCUUGUCCUUCUUGGUUUGCAGAAAUAAAUCUACUGUCUCAAUAUGUAGCCUCGCAAAUCUUGUAAGUUCAUAUUGUUAAUUCUUAGGCCCUUAUUCCUCAUACCUUUAGUGUGGUUGCCUCGUUAAUUAUUGCAAGCCUGAGGCUUGAAAUAAGGCUUACUCUGUUUAUUUUCUCCUUUGAAUGUAUUCUAUUUCGUAAGUAGUGUCUAAGUUUGGACAGACUUUUGCUGUCCAAAAUCUUUCGUUUUUUUAGAAAUUUAAGUGAACAGUGAAAACAUUACGAAGCCUUUCAUAAUUGUUUAAGGCCCUAUGAAAUUUUUGCAGAAAAUCAUGUAAAUGAAACUUCAUGAUAUUGCAAAAUCAAGGAUUGAAGAUUCUUGGAAAAGUCAAUCGUUGGAACGUAAAUCCCCUGCAAAAUUACCGGUUAUUCCUCCAAGUAUUAGUAUUGCAUGUUGUGAAAGUUUGCAUGUUAAUGGUGAUACUGUAGGAACGCAUACCUCUGUUUGUGACAUUGCAGACAUCCUGUCUUACCUACUUCAUUUUAAAAUGGAAAAAUACUCUAUGUUAUUUCUUGCAAUAUUUCCUCUCUAAAAAGAGCAUACAACAGAAAUUUCAAAUAACAGCGUUGGUUCGUCCUUUUUUAGUAAAAUAAAGUGGAAGUGGAGAUUUUUUAAACAACUCAAAUAAGUUGCGAGUCCCUAUGGUUUCAUCAUCAAUUUGCACCACUUUUGUUCAUGCAAGUUAGUGUUUUUUUCAUGAAAAUUUUCGAGGGAAGAUCGUCAUUCUAUCUAUACACGAUCGCAAAUCAAAGAAUUUCAGGCAAGCAAACAUGAUACACGUAGGAUACUUAAUUUUAAUUUUUUUGUCAAACUCUUCAAAGAACUCAGAAAGGAUGUGAAUUCAUUGCCUCUUUAGUAACUUCAUUGUCUCAUUUUCUGCCCCUGUUUUACUCAAUCUUUAAAAUUAAUUGACGUUUAUCUGUGAUAUAUCCCCCUGCAGAUUCUGGCUGCAAGAUGAUUUUGUCUAUGCACCACCAGAUCAACUCUUGGUCAUUUUGACAAAUUCUGAACCAACACAAUCUAACCAUCGCAAAUGAAAGAUGAAAAAUUAAAGUAACAAAAUGCCUGUGCAAUCAUCAAUCUGUUAGAGACCCAUGUCAGGGCCGUUUCAUUAUUCUUUUUUAUUUUUUCUCUCUCUUGCCUCCGCUCUAUCUCUCCUACAAAUAUUUUCGGUCACCACUCGCCACAUAUUUUUAUCAAUCUUGAAUAUAUAACCGUUUUAAUUGGCAGUGGUAGCUUCUGCGAUCCCUCUUAUUUUAUUCUCUCCAAAAUGUGUAAGAUACAAAGGUGAAAAUGGUGCCACAAAAGCUUCCGUCCAUAAAAACCAAUUUGCAGUCACAAUUCAUCUGUUCUCAUGUCUUUGCAAGGAGUCUAUAAUGGGGUGAGGUUGAUUGCUGUGAGUUUUCGCUUUCAGGUGCUCCGUAAUGUUUGUUCUUAAUACUUUGAGGUUUUUUUCUUUGAUUUCUAUUUGUAGUAUUCCUUAAAUAUUUGAAUUUUUUUUUUUUUUUUUUUUUUUCGUACGGAAAUCCGGUCAAGCUUUUUCUUAUUUUUUUAAGCCUCCUCCCCCUUUUUUAGAUUUAUAGGAAACAAAAAAUUAAAUUUAAAUUCUUUUCUUUUUCGUGAAGAACAGAUCAUCCUAUCUUCACAAUUUCGUUUAAUUUCUCAAGGGGAAACUCCCGGUAUUAAAUUUUUCCCCCAUCAAGCAAGUACAUCGGAUGAAACUCCAAUUAUUUAUUUGUUUCAUCAUCGCGCAUAUUCUCACUCUUUUUUCAUAUUCCCUCGUCUGCUUUAUUGCUGUAAUUUUAUUCUUGAAGACGCUCUUUUUGUAAGAGUUUAGGACAUAGUGUAUUCUGUAAAUACUGGCGAUUAGCACGGUGAGAUUUAUGGCAAAAAUUAGCUGUAUUGAAAUGUAUGUCUCUGUAAUUUCAAUUUCCUAUUGUUUAUUGUUCAAUGUCUAUUGUUGUAAUGAAUUUAAGUCUUGGGAAAUUGGACAAAAAAUCGGGCAAGAAUGGUUGAAUGAUUUUUUUGUGGACCCUCUAAUCGAAGGCAAAAAAAACUUCAUCGUAUCAUUCUCUGAUAUGUACCAAAAUCGUCAUGAAUUAGGUAAAUCAAUUCAACUUUUAAGCUAUCCAUUUUUCUCUCCAUACCUUAAUUUUUACCGUAGAAUUUCUGCUAAAAACGAAAAUUCACUAAAGACAAUGUCAUAAAAUACGUCUUUUCAAGAGCAAGAUCAAGUAUUAUUUUUUUUUUACACCAGCCUCCAAAAUUCCUCAAAUUUUUGCAAGAUAAUUAAUAAAACUUGAAAUAUCCCAUUGUUAAGAAACACUUUAAAAGUCACAAUCUUGUACCUAUCUCCAUUCAUUUUAUUUUUUUCUUCUUUUUUUAUAGUGUAAUUCUAUAGAUCUAAAAUCUAUAUUUAAUGUCUCCUGUUCAUGAUCAGAAAGAAUUUAAUCGUGUGUGAAUUUUAUCGUUUUAUCUAUUUUCUAACUGUGUUAAUAUACUGACCCUAUGUUUGCACCGUCUUUGCAAACUAAUCAUCUGGAUCACUCAAGAUCCUUAACUUGAGUGGUUUAAGCGGUUAAUUGAGCUUCUUUAAUAUAUAGAUCAUGAAAGUACUCUUAAAUCAGGUUUUCAGCAUGUUUCUUAAAUUCCUGAGCCUUAAGGCAAACUAUUUCUUUUAUUUUUGACACCUCUUCUUGAAGAGACAUUGAUACUAAAGAGAGAAACGUGUAUCUUUAAAUAAUAGAAAGUCCUUUUAACACAACAGCUUUCAACUGACGGCUGAAAACCUUCGGGUUUCAUUUUUGUGUCCAAUGAUUAGUUUGGAAGUUCAUUUAGUGCUGCAUAAAUGGUCAAAUGUUUUAUUUUUGUGAUAAGCUCUAGUUACCCUACUAGAUUUAUUUUUUUAAAAUUUAGUAACUUUCGAGAGCUUUCGUCAACUCUCUAAUAGUUCCACAUAUUUUUUCCUAUUUUUAACGAUUAUGUUGUACCUUUUUUUAGUGUAAUUUAAGUUCAUAAUUUUAUUUUCAAGUCUUUCCUGAGUAUUUCUACUGAUAUUAAUCAAUCAAACUUUCCCCCUACUUUGAUGUCGAUAUUCUUUUAAGUAUUUACAGUUAUAUCUUUCUUAAAAUAAAAUUUAUUGUCAACCUCCAA